Molecule: messenger RNA, 1571 nt
Organism: Melospiza melodia melodia
Lineage: Eukaryota; Metazoa; Chordata; Aves; Passeriformes; Passerellidae
Gene: SIL1
Product: SIL1 nucleotide exchange factor
Exons: 10
Coding region: 78-1463 (461 amino acids)
Source: RefSeq, a predicted model, not a curated record
CCUGGUCCCGGCCCGGGGGCACCCACUGCUGCCUCCCUGCUUUGCCCUCGCGCGAGCGGACCCGGCGGCUGGUGGCAAUGUCUCCUUGGGCCGGGCUCCUCUCCAGCACCUCCAGGGUCAGCCUGCUGCUGCUGCUGGGCUCUGUGCUCCUCUCCUGCUCCAGCCUGGGACAGAGAGUGCCUGAGUUUGCCCUUACAAAAAUAGAAGAGAGCGACAUAAAAGAUGACAGUGGGAAGGAGCUGGGGACAGAGGAUGACGCUGAUCCUGAAGACCUGGAAGUGUUUUACCCCACGGAUCAGUGGCAAACCCUGCGUCCAGGUCAGGCUGUUCCUGCUGGGUCACACGUGCGGCUGAACCUGCAGACAGGAGAGAGAGAAGCCAAACUCCCGGACAGAGAAUAUGGGGAAGGUGACACGAGAGAAGAGAGAAGAAGAAAAAGGCUGGGCAAGGUUGAUCUCAAUGCAAAUUCAUUCACGUCUGAGGAGCUUAAAAAGGCCUUGGCUAAAAUGAAGGAAAGUGAGAAGGCAGAAAGGAAGGCCCAAGAGGAAGAGGUGAGGAAGAAGUUCCGGCCCAUAGAGCAGCUGAAGGAGGAGUUUGAAAAGCUGAACAUGAAGAUAGAAACAGAUUAUGAAAUUAUGGUUAAAUUAAUCAGCAAAUUCAACAGCUCUGCCUCCACGCUGGAUGAGAAAGUCGCGGCGCUUUAUGAUCUCGAAUAUUAUGUUCACCAGGUGGACAAUGCCAAGGAUUUCCUGUCCAUGGGUGGGCUCCAGCUGGUGAUCGAGGGGCUGAACAGCAGCGAGGCCUCGCUGAAGGAACACGCUGCCUUUGUCCUGGGAGCUGCCCUGUCCAGCAACCCCAAAGUGCAGAUUGAAGCCAUCGAGGGGGGUGCCCUGCAGAAGCUCCUGGUUAUCCUGGCCACAGAACAGCCCCUGGCUGUCAGGAAGAAGGCUCUCUUUGCUUUGUCCUCCAUGCUGAGGCACUUCCCCUAUGCCCAGCAGCAGUUCCUCAAGCUGGGCGGCCUCCAGGUGCUCAGGAGCCUCUUCCGGCAGAAGGGGAUGGAGCCCCUCCAUGUCCGUGUGGUGACACUGCUCUACGACCUCAUCAUGGAGAAGAUGCUGCUUGAGGACUCCCAGCACGGAGAGCAGAUGGAGGAGAAAAUCCAGCAGUACCAGCAGGUCAGGCUGGUGCCGGCGGUGGUGGAGCAGGGCUGGUGUGCCCUGGUGCCCAAUCUGCUGGCCAUGCCCGAGCACGACACCCGUGAGAAGGUCCUCAAGCUGGUGGGGGUGCUGGUGGCCUUCUGCAGGGAGCACUACCGGGGGGACCCCGCCCUGGGCACCACCCUCAGCCUCCUGCGCAGCGAGUACGAGGAGCUGGCAGCCCAGGAGCAGAGGGAAGGGGACAAGGAUGGCUACUUCAGGGAGCUCCUGGGCUCCAUCAACACCAUCAUCCAGGAACUGAGGUGAACCUGAGGGCUCUGCCCAAUUCCAGGGAAUUCAGGGUGACAGCAAGUUUGGAUGGCCAGACUUUUUGUUGCAGGUGCACUUUGGAAUAAACUGCUGGACUAAACGAGA